This is a messenger RNA of Zophobas morio, 3119 nucleotides long. RefSeq names its product ATP-binding cassette sub-family C member 4-like. The record is from RefSeq and is a predicted model, not a curated record. The transcript has 7 exons. Gene Ontology annotation, molecular function: ABC-type transporter activity; ATP hydrolysis activity; ATP binding. Gene Ontology annotation, biological process: transmembrane transport. Lineage: Eukaryota; Metazoa; Arthropoda; Insecta; Coleoptera; Tenebrionidae. Bases 69 to 3119 code for a protein of 1016 amino acids. Gene Ontology annotation, cellular component: membrane.
AUCAGUUUUUUAUUAAUUUCAGCUACGGAUGGAGCGGAUUGGUGAUAACUAUCGUAACAUGUUGGAAUAUGUAUCAAGUUAUUGGUUUUCCAGCGGUAGUUGUCAUUAUUAUGGUGGCCAUACUGAUUCCAGUUCAAGUACUAUUUGGAUUAUGGGUAGCUUUCUUAAAGAACGCAAGUUGUGCUAAAACGGACAAAAGAAUUGCCUACCUCCAAGAAAUCUUAUCCAAUAUGAGAAGCACUAAGAUGUACGUUUGGGAGCAGUAUGCCGAAAAGAAAAUAACUGCUAUCAGAAAGGAGGAAAUCAAUUUCUAUUUUAAAGUUAUUAUUACUUUAUUCGGUUCGAUUGUAUUGGGAAUAAUAGUCGUAAAUGUAACAUUUUUUCUAGUACUGACGAUGUAUGUUUGGUUCGAUCUGCAACUAUCGACAGAAACUAUAUUCUUUAUAAUUGGUAUCUUCGGAAAUUUAUCUUUUACUCUCAGUAUUUGUUUUCCAUACGCAACUUUUUCUUUCUCACAAGUAAUUGUUGCCAUUAAAAGAACGCAAACCUUAGUGGAACAACUGGAAGUUCAAAGUGAAUCAAUUAAAUGCUGCGAAAAAAAUUACCCCAGGAUUAGACUGAAGGAUGUUACAGUUAGUGUAGGCGAUAAAAUAAUCUUGAACAACGUCAGCUGCACCAUGGACAAAGGAUUAACUUUAGUUACAGGAGUCGCCGGUAGUGGAAAAAGUUUUUUGUUAGUGACUCUUUUAAAAGAAUUUGAAGUGUCUAAAGGUGAUUUAGUUGUCGAAGGAAUAAUAUCAUAUGCUUGUCAAGAAUCGUGGUUGUUUCCUUCAACGAUUAGACAAAACAUAAUAUUUGGAAGUAAAUAUGAGCACAAACGUUAUCAAGAUGUGAUAAAGGCAUGUGAUUUGCAAUAUGAUUUUGAUUUAUUGGAAAAGGGAGAUUCCACCGUGGUGGCAGAUCGUGGAAUUAAUUUGAGUAAAGGACAACAAAGUCGGAUAAAACUAGCUAGAGCUAUAUAUAAAGAAAGCGACAUUUAUUUACUCGAUGACUGUUUAUCUAGUCUAGAUCCACCAGUAGAACGUUUUAUUUUCACAAAUUGCAUUCUAAAAUUUCUGCACAACAAAAUCGUACUUUUAGUCAGUCAUAAUAAAAAUUUAAUACCAUACGCCAAUAAAGUUCUAAAGUUAUCUGAAGGACACCUAGAGUUCGUAAAAAAUGACUACCCUGCACAAAUUGAUGACCUAGUUGUAACUAUUUCAAAAGCAAAUGUGCACAAAGAAGAAAGUGAAACUAAAGACGAAGAAAUUUCUGACGAAGAAAAAUUAAUUUCUGAAAAAAAAUCAAAUAAAAUUUAUGGAGAAAAUAAAAUUGUGGGAGGAGUAUGUUUUAAGGCAUAUCAAAAAUGUGUAAAUAUGGGUGGCAGCGUGUUUCUAUUAGCAAUAUUUUGCUUUUUUUUCUUAACUCAGUUGUCAGUUAGUUACAAGGACAAUCUAGUUCGCAACUGGGCUAACCUAGAGAACACAAUUUCAGAAAUCAACAACAGUGGUUUGAAUAAUUCCACUUUGAUACGAGAACGUAAUGAGUUUACCUUUAAAUUCGCUUUUGCGGUAGCUGCAAUAUCUCUUACUACGCUAAUCAGAGCGGCAUCACUUUUUUUCUUCUGUAAAAAAGUUUCGAUUAAAUUGCAUAACAAAAUGCUGAAAAAUAUCCUCAAUGUAUCUCUGGUGUUUUUUGAUAGUACGUUCAUUGGGAACAUAGUCAACAGAUUUUCAAAAGACUUGGUUGCUGUUGAUGAAUGUAUCCCGCUUCCUCUCCAUCAUUUAACCGCUAUCGUUUUUGAAACUGCUGGAAACGUGGUAAUGAUAGCUUCCACAAGCAUAACAUUCCUAAUACCAACUUCACUCCUCUUUACAAGUUUUGCGUUCUUGAGAUAUGUUUAUUUAAAGAGUGGGAGGGCAUUAAAACGAAUGGAUGCUUCAACAAAAAGUCCAGUGAUUGGUUACUUAAAUGCUACUAUGGAAGGACUGCUAUCAAUAAAAGUUUUCGGUGCAGAAAAUAUCUUGAAGGAGGAAUUUGAAAAACACCAUAAUCUUUACAAUUCUGCGUCGUUUUCAUAUUUCGCUUGUACAAAGGCUUUUGUGUUUGCAAUAGACUUAUGUGUAGCGAUGUUUGUCACAGUAGUUAUUGUUUGGUUUGCAGUUUUUAACGGAGGCGUUUUACCUGCAGACUUUGGACUUGUAGUUUCCCAAGCACUAGUAAUGGGAACUGUGUUCUAUUACGCAGUGUCUAAAGAAACUGAAAUAGAAACUCAAAUGACUUCUGUGGAACGUGCCAUUGAAUACACUGCAAUUGAAACUGAGGCAAAAACGGGUUUACAAAUAAAAAACUGGCCUAAAGAAGGCGAAAUUAAAUACGAAAAUGUAUUCGUUUCAGUGGAUAAAUCGAAUACCUAUUUGCUAAAAAAUCUAAAUUUUUUUGUUACGCCAAAGGAAAAGAUUGGACUUGUUGGACGUACGGGUAGUGGAAAAUCAUCUGUCGUUGCUGCUUUGUUUCGUUUAUAUGGAUACGAGGGCAAAAUUACAAUAGACGGCAUUGAUAUUAAAACUUUAUCGUUAAGUUUUCUAAGGUCGUGUAUUUCUGUAAUUCCACAAGAUCCCAUUUUAUUUGAUGGCACCCUUCGAGAUAAUAUAGAUCCCGAGCGAAAACACAGUGAUGAAGAGAUAUGGAGCGUUUUAGAGACAGUAAAAUUUAAAACAUUGCUGAAUAUGCUACAUUUACAUAUUAACGAAUUUAAAUUAACUUGUGGUCAAAGACAACUGAUCUCUUUAACCAGAGUCUUGUUAUCCAACAAUAAGAUCUUAGUGCUAGAUGAGUUGAUUGAGAACGUAGAUUCUGAAACUGCAGACUUAAUAUCUGAUAUAAUCGACAAAAAUUUUGCUUCAUGUACGAUUAUCAAAAUAGCACACAAAUUAAAGUUUGUUAUGGACUGCAAAACAAUUUUAGUGAUAGACAAUGGUGAGAUCGUCGAAUGUGGUAGUCCUGAUUCUUUAUUAGAAAAUAAGAAUGGAUUAUUCUAUAAAAUGGUUUUAAAUUCCACCAUGGGUAUCGAGGGAUAA